Impatiens glandulifera is the source of this 1824-nucleotide messenger RNA. Its product is annotated as SNF2 domain-containing protein CLASSY 3-like. The record is from RefSeq and is a predicted model, not a curated record. Lineage: Eukaryota; Viridiplantae; Streptophyta; Magnoliopsida; Ericales; Balsaminaceae. Gene Ontology annotation, molecular function: ATP binding; ATP-dependent chromatin remodeler activity. The coding region runs from base 1 to 1824 and encodes 607 amino acids. Gene Ontology annotation, biological process: gene silencing by siRNA-directed DNA methylation. The transcript has a single exon.
AUGAAUUUUGAGAAUGGUGGAUCUCAUCUCAACGAGGAUAUUAUUGAUACUGCAGAGACGGUUUGGGGCUUAAUUCCGGGUAUGAGAAAAACCAUGUACUCUCAUCAAAGAAACGGAUUUGAGUUUAUAUGGAAUAAUAUAGAAGGAAGCAUAUUUCUAGAGGAUCUGAAGAAUGAGAGUUCAAAUGGUGGAAAUGGAUGCAUAAUCUCACAUGCACCAGGAACAGGUAAAACUCGACUCACCAUCAUGUUCAUAAAGUCUUAUUUGGAGUUAUAUCCGACUAGAAAAGUUUUCAUAAUUGCUCCUUCCAAUAUGCUCCUUACAUGGGAGGAAGAGUUUAGGAAAUGGAAAGUUAACAUUCCAUUCCAUAACAUGAAUGGGAAGGAUUUUUCGGGUCAAGAAGUUAAUACAGUUGUUAAUCUAGUAAACCAAUUCCGCGAUAAAGACAAACACUCAAACCGUUUGGUUAAGCUUUUUUCAUGGAAAAAAGACAAGAGUGUUCUCGGAAUGAGUUAUGGGUUAUUUGAAAAGUUAGAAGGGGGUAAUGGAAUCAAGAAGAGUUGUAAAAAUCAAAUUGAUAGUUUGCAAGUUACACAGAUGCUUCGAGAACUUCCUGACCUUUUGGUUCUUGACGAAGGUCACACCGCCAGAAAUGAGAACAGCCUAAUCUGGAAAGCGCUUUUAAGAAUCCAAACUAAAAAACGUAUAAUCCUAUCUGGAACCCCUUUUCAGAACAAUUUUCACGAGCUAUUCAAUACCCUUUGUAUGGUAAGACCUAAUUUUGUCGAUAAAUUCGUCGCUAAAAAAGCACACGGAAUAUCCAAAGAGCAUACACGAGACAAGAAAGAAAACAUAGCAUUAAACAGAUGGAUUUCAUUGACUAAUGGCGUCGCUGAAAACGACGAUGAGAGGAUCAAAGAGUUAAAGGACAUAAUUUUCGGAAUGGCACAUGUCUACAAAGGUGGAAUACUUAAGGAAAGUCUUCCUGGUUUAAGAGAUUCAUUGGUUGUUUUAAAGCCAAUGGACUUACAAAACACAAUUCUUAACGAUAUCUUGAAGAUGAAGAAUGGGCUUGAACGCGAACAUUGCAUUUCUUUAACGUCGGUUCACCCUUCAUUGUUGAUUCACUCUCAACUAUCGAAAAAAGAAGAGUUUUUAGUUUACAUGUCUCGAUUAGACGCUCUUAAAAAAAAUCCAGAAGGUGGGGUGAAGACAAAAUUCUUAGUUGAACUAAUCCGGCUUAGUGAGGCCCUGGAUGAGAAAGUCCUAAUCUUUAGUCAAUACAUCCCUCCUUUGACACUUAUUAUGGAUCAACUCAAAUCCUACUUUGGUUGGUCUGAAGGUAAGGAAAUGUUGUAUAUGGAUGGAGCAAAAAACACAAAGCUUCGUCAAAAAUCGAUACGUUCAUUCAACAAUUCAGAUAGUGCGGUUAAAGUGAUGUUAGCCUCAACCAAGGCUUGUUCGGAGGGUAUAAGUUUGGUCGGGGCUUCGAGAGUUGUACUGUUGGACGUGGUUUGGAAUCCUUCGGUUGAAAGACAGGCCAUUAGUCGGGCAUAUAGAAUUGGGCAGAAAAAAAUUGUCUACACUUAUCAUCUUGUUGCUUGUGAAGCUGAAAACACUAAGUAUGAUUGUCAAACUCAUAAGGACCAUUUAUCCAAAAUAGUGUUUUCUUCUACCGACGAUACUAGUAAUGCUGAUAUUAGCGAGAGAUCUUUGAUGGGUACUAUUAAGGAAGAUAAGAUCUUGGAGGAGUUGGUUCAGAAUGAAAAAACAUGUCAUAUGUUUGAGAGAAUCAUUCACCAAGAUAAGGAAGGAGCUUGCUAG